GUCAGAUCUUCAUCCUAUGGCUUCCCCCUUUGCGUCAGUGUAACGCGGAAUAAAAAGGAAGCCCCUCCUUCCACGCCAAAUAGCCCUAUAAAAGAGCCUUCACAUUCACUCUGACCACAAACACUUUACUCGUCUUGAAAGAGCUGAAACUAGAGACGAAACAUCAUGACUCCCAACUUCAUCACAGAUGCUCAGUCUCAUUCAUUCUCCUCUCGAAUGACUGUAGCUCAGAAAAAAGAGGCACAUGAAUUAAGAAAGACUCUCAAGCCACUGAUGGAGAAGAGAAGACGUGCUCGAAUAAACGAGAGUCUCAAUCACCUAAAAACACUCAUACUGCCACUGGUCGGCAAAAAUGCUUCACGCUAUUCAAAGCUAGAGAAAGCUGAUAUUCUGGAAAUGACAGUGCGCUUCCUUAGAGAUUUGCCUUCGUCAUUCAAUAAAGGUCAAACAGACAGUUAUAAAGAGGGUUACAAAGCCUGUUUCCAGCGCGUCUCUGCGCUGCCGCCGCAAUCCGGCCUGGACGCAGAAACCCGUCAGCGCGUCACUGAAUUCAUCCAGCACUCGAUGGUGCCUGUGACAUCAACCUGCCAUAACUGCUGUGCUCAUAACUCCAGGACGAUCUCACAGAUGCACCAGAAACUCUUGAGCUUGAGAAACAACAGCGGUAGCGCAUCAGCAUCCAGUCAACUCCAGCCUGCGCCACUGGCACCUGUGGACAUGUGGAGACCCUGGUGACCAAACACGCACCAGGAAAACCUUCAGGGAAAACAACUGUAAAUUAUUUAUGUGUCGUAGUAAGUGUUAGAUUUUCAAAUGUAAAGCCUGUAAGUGAGAUUACAUAUAAGAAUAUUAAGAUGUUUUGCAAAUGCGGCAACUUUGUAAUUCAAAGUUAGCCAAUGAGCACAGAUCACGAAGAUGCUGUAUUUUGUGAUAUUUAUUUCAUGCAAUCCUCAUCGGGGUUAAAGGAUUAUGGGUUGUAAACAACACAAUUGUAAACCCCAAGGGUUAAAAUGUAUUUGAGGUUUGCACAAUUGACUUUAUUACAUUUGGUCUGUGCAAAGAAGUUGUAAACACUAUGUGUUAAUGAUUAAUGGCAAAUGAAUGUCCCUGAAGGAAAUCUGAUCACAACAAUGUAACUGUGAAGCAACAAAAACAAUAAAGCCAUUUUGCUUUUAAA
Misgurnus anguillicaudatus (oriental weatherfish) is the source of this 1177-nucleotide messenger RNA. RefSeq names its product hes family bHLH transcription factor 2, tandem duplicate 1 (gene hes2.1). NCBI's taxonomy places the organism in Eukaryota, Metazoa, Chordata, Actinopteri, Cypriniformes, Cobitidae. The record is from RefSeq and is a predicted model, not a curated record. Gene Ontology annotation, molecular function: protein dimerization activity.